AUGGAGGGGGACGUGGUGGCUCAGUUCACUGAGAUUACUGGCUCGACUCCAGAACUGGCAGCUCAGUAUCUGGAGCUGGCAGAUUUCAACAUCGAGCAGGCCAUGCAGCUCUAUUUCGAAAAUGGAGGAGCAGAGCUAACUGAACAGCCAUCACAUCCGCCCCCUACCUCCUCAAGGCCCCAGCGUGCUUCUCGCACCACGGCUUAUGAAGAUGAGGCGGGGGUAGUUCAUUUGGACUCAGAUGACGAAGAUGUCACCGUGGAUGAGGCACGAUCUUCCGCACCAGCUCGACAUCCUCCGGGCUCGACUUACGAAGAUGAUGCUGCCAUGGCCCGACGUUUACAAGAGGAGCUCUAUGCUGGUGCAGAUAGCUCCGAUGGUGUGCGGGCUCCUCUGGCACGAACCACAGAGACGCUUGUAGGGCCUGGAGCAGAUGGUUACGACGAGGAUAUGCAGAGUGCAAUUCUGAACCAGCUCCGUGCUAGACAAACAAGAAGCAAUCGACCUGGAAUAUUUAACCAGAGAGACACGACCGAUAUCUGGAACGACAGCUCAGAAGCGUCCCACCGACAGAGUCUCGCUAUUGCGACAGGAGGUGCCUCGGAAGCUUCAUCGAAGUCAAGCAUGCUCGCUGAGAUGUACCGCCCCCCAUUUGAACUGAUGUCUAGGUUGCCAUGGGAUCUCGCACGCGAGGAGGGUCGAAAGAACGAAAAGUGGAUUCUCGUGAAUAUUCAAGACCCUUCCAUUUUCGACUGCCAGGUAUUAAACCGGGAUCUCUGGAAGGACCCCGGAGUGAAGGAUACCGUGAAGGAGAAUUUCAUUUUCCUGCAGUAUACCAAGGAUGAUCCUCGUGGUGUUCCAUACUUGCAGUAUUAUUUCCAAGCACAUGAUGUCUCGGACAACUACCCGCACAUCGCCAUCAUUGAUCCUCGUACCGGUGAGCAAGUGAAAGUCUGGUCCGGCCCGCCUGUACCCAAGCCAGCCGAAUUUCUCAUGCAGCUCCAUGAAUUCCUCGAUCGAUACAGUUUGAAGCACAAUGUGCGCAACCCAGUGGCGAAGCGGAAACCAGAAAUCUCGAGGGAGAAGAAAUUGGAGACUAUGACUGAAGAAGAGAUGGUGGAGAUGGCAAUGAGAAACAGCCUUGGUGGUGCACCGCCCCCGGAGAAAAUAGAAGAUCCCGACGAGUUGACGCGCAGUAUCGACGAUAUCAAGGGCAAAGGCAAAGCCAAGGAAGCCGAAGAUGUCGCCAUGGAAGAAGAGGAUACCAAUGGGUUGGAGGAGGAGGAGGAGGAAGACACUGGAGCCUCCAUCUUCCGUUCCAUUCCCUCCGACCGACCUCACACGGAGCCGCCGGCUGACCCAUCCACCACUACCCGCAUCCAGUUCCGACAUCCCUCGGGCAGGGUCAUCCGCCGAUUCGCCUUGGCAGAUCCGGUUCGACGUAUCUACGAAUGGUUAAAGUCCGACCCACCAUUGAAGGAAAAGAAGGGCGUGGAGUUUGAGCUCAAUGCGAUGGGCAAGAACCUUAUCGACGAGCUGGACACCAGCAUCCAGGAUGCGGGUCUGAAGAACGGAACAGUCAUGAUUGGAUAUCUCGAUUAA
Molecule: messenger RNA, 1602 nt
Organism: Rasamsonia emersonii CBS 393.64
Lineage: Eukaryota; Fungi; Ascomycota; Eurotiomycetes; Eurotiales; Trichocomaceae
Exons: 2
Coding region: 1-1602 (533 amino acids)
Biological process (GO): proteasome-mediated ubiquitin-dependent protein catabolic process
Cellular component (GO): nucleus
Molecular function (GO): ubiquitin binding
Source: RefSeq, a predicted model, not a curated record